Messenger RNA from Hyla sarda, 2582 nucleotides. It is a transcript of the gene PREP, whose product is annotated as prolyl endopeptidase. Gene Ontology annotation, cellular component: cytosol. Gene Ontology annotation, biological process: proteolysis. The transcript has 15 exons. Bases 138 to 2279 code for a protein of 713 amino acids. The record is from RefSeq and is a predicted model, not a curated record. Gene Ontology annotation, molecular function: oligopeptidase activity; serine-type endopeptidase activity. NCBI's taxonomy places the organism in Eukaryota, Metazoa, Chordata, Amphibia, Anura, Hylidae.
CUACUACAUGUCGUCAUUACUCAGCGACCACAGCUCUCCCCAGUCAGGCCGAAAGGAGGCGCCGGCUGUAGAGUAAGCUCUCCCCGGCGUGUGUCUAGCAGCGCGGUCUUUGUCUGGUCCUCAGCCCCUUAGAGAAGAUGCAGCAGCCCCGGACCUUCAGCUACCCGGAAGUCCUCCGAGACCAGAGCGCAAUAGAUGACUACCAUGGGGUUAAAGUGCCUGAUCCAUACAGGUGGCUGGAAGAUCCAGACAGUGAGCAGACAAAGGCCUUUGUUGAGGCUCAGAACAAACUUACAAUGCCAUUUCUUGAGCAAUGCCCAGUCAGACAGCUGUUUAAAGAACGGAUGACAGAGCUUUAUGACUAUCCCAAAUAUAGCUGCCAUUUUAAGAAAGGGAAGAGGUAUUUCUAUUUCUACAAUUCUGGCCUUCAGAAUCAAAGAGUCAUGUAUGUCCAAGAUUCUCUAGAAGCUGAACCACGGGUUUUUCUUGAUCCUAAUACUUUUUCUGAAGAUGGAACUGUUGCAUUGCGAGGCUAUGCAUUCACCGAAGAUGGGGAGUACUUUGCCUAUGGGUUAAGUAACAGCGGCUCCGACUGGGUUACAAUCAAGUUCAUGAAAGUCAGCAACCAAGAAGAGCUCCCAGAUAUUCUGGAAAGGGUGAAAUUCAGCUGCAUGUCUUGGACACAUGAUGGUGUUGGGAUGUUUUACAACUCAUAUCCUAAACAAGAAGGCAAAAGUGAUGGUACGGAAACAUCAACCAAUAUUCAUCAGAAACUCUUUUAUCAUGUCCUCGGGACCAACCAAUCAAAGGACAUUUUAUGUGCUGAAUUUUUAGAUGAGCCUAAAUGGAUGGGGGGUGCUGAGGUUUCAGAUGAUGGCCAGUACAUACUAUUGUCUAUUCGAGAAGGUUGUGAUCCAGUUAACCGCCUGUGGUAUUGUGAUUUGCACAAGCAACCAAAUGGUAUUACUGGAAUUCUUCCUUGGAUAAAACUGAUAGAUAAUUUUGAUGCAGAAUAUGAAUACAUCACAAAUGAAGGGACGAUCUUCUCGUUUAAAACUAAUCGCAAUGCCCCAAACUACAAGCUGAUCAACAUAGACUUCAGUAAUCCUGGAGAGUCUAACUGGAAAGAGCUUGUGCCAGAGCAUGAAAAAGAUGUUUUAGAAUGGGUAGCCUGUGUUCAUUCCAAGUUCCUGGUGCUAUGCUACCUCCAUGAUGUGAAGAAUGUCUUGCAACUACGUGAUCUUGCCACAGGCAGCCAUCUUAAAACUUUCCCUCUGGAUGUUGGUAGUAUUGUAGGGUACAGUGGCCAAAAAAAAGACUCUGAAAUAUUCUACCAGUUCACUUCGUUUUUAUCACCCGGUAUUAUUUAUCACUGUGACCUGACCAAAGGCACACAGGAGCCAAGGGUUUUCCGGGAAGUGACAGUCAAAGGAUUUAAUCCCACGGACUACCAGACAGUGCAGGAGUUUUACACUAGUAAAGAUGGGACUCAAAUACCAAUGUUUAUUGUCCAUAAGAAGGGUAUUAAAUUGGACGGUUCUCACCCUGCCUUUCUGUAUGGCUAUGGUGGUUUCAAUAUAUCCAUUACUCCAAAUUACAGUGUUUCCAGAUUGAUUUUCGUAAGGCACUUAGGCGGCAUUCUUGCUAUUGCAAAUAUCCGGGGUGGAGGAGAAUAUGGGGAAACCUGGCAUAAAGCUGGGAUCUUGGGUAAGAAGCAGAACUGUUUUGAUGACUUCCAGAGUGCAGCGGAAUAUCUAGUAAAGAAAGGGUAUUCGUCUUCUGAGAAAAUCACUAUCAAUGGAGGAUCAAAUGGUGGCCUUUUAGUUGCUGCGUGUGCUAAUCAGAGACCAGAGCUGUUUGGAUGCGCCAUUGCCCAAGUUGGCGUGAUGGACAUGUUGAAGUUCCACAAGUUUACUAUUGGUCAUGCAUGGACAACAGACUACGGAUGCUCUGACAAUAAAGAACACUUUGAAUGGCUAUACAAAUACUCACCACUCCAUAAUAUUAAGGUGCCUGAAGGAGAUGGGAAGCAGUAUCCAUCCAUGUUGCUGCUCACGGCGGACCAUGAUGACAGAGUUGUUCCUUUACAUUCUCUAAAGUUUAUAGCUACUCUGCAGUACAUUGUGGGUCAGGGAGCAAAGCAAACCAAUCCUCUCCUCAUCCAUGUGGAUACCAAAGCCGGCCACGGGGCAGGAAAGCCAACGGCAAAAGUGAUUGAGGAAGUCUCUGACAUGUAUGCUUUCAUUGCACAAUGUCUAAAUCUCAGCUGGGUUGAAUAAGUAAAACUGAAUGAUUUCAUUUUUAACACAAGGGCUUUUCUGUCACAUGACAAACGUCGGUGUAUUCCUUUGUAAGAAUCAGAGGUUUAUUUGCUAUUUCAUCACUUUACAUGUAUCCCUGUUACUUGAGCUAUACUGAAUAAGAAAUUGAGAUUGCCUUUUGUGGAUCAGAUUAUAAAAGGUAUAUCUUUUUAUGUGAUGAUGGCCCUUGUAAUAACUUAAAGCAUUCUUUAUCUGCAGCAUUUAUCUGAGAAGUUGUAAAUGUGUAUGGCACAUAUCAAAUAAAUAUUUGCUUCUGCUCUA